Alligator sinensis (Chinese alligator) is the source of this 2570-nucleotide messenger RNA. Its product is annotated as charged multivesicular body protein 3. Gene Ontology annotation, biological process: endosome transport via multivesicular body sorting pathway; protein ubiquitination; late endosome to vacuole transport. The record is from RefSeq and is a predicted model, not a curated record. The transcript is spliced from 4 exons. Gene Ontology annotation, cellular component: endoplasmic reticulum; ESCRT III complex; multivesicular body. NCBI's taxonomy places the organism in Eukaryota, Metazoa, Chordata, Crocodylia, Alligatoridae. Gene Ontology annotation, molecular function: ubiquitin-protein transferase activity. Bases 175 to 2001 code for a protein of 608 amino acids.
GUCUUCGAGGCCGUGGUGUGGUACGAGACCGGCUUCCUGGCCACGCAGCUCGUGGACCCGGUGACCCUGAGCUUCAAGAAGCUCAAGACGAUCCUGGAGGGCCGCGGGCUGGGCUACUCGGGGCUGCCCGACAAGAAGGACGUGCGGGAGCUGGUGGAGAAGUCAGGAGACCUCAUGGAAGGGGAGCUUUAUUCUGCUCUUAAGGAAGAAGAGGCCUCUGAAUCCGUUUCAAGUACGAACUUCAGUGGUGAAAUGCACUUCUAUGAGCUUGUGGAAGACACAAAAGAUGGUAUCUGGCUGGUACAGGUCAUAGCAAAUGACAGAAGCCCUCUGGUGGGUAAAGUCCAUUGGGAAAAAAUGGUGAAGAAAGUGUCAAGGUUUGGCAUACGUACGGGCACUUUUAACUGCUCCAGUGAUCCCAGAUACUGCAAGAGAAGAGGCUGGGUGAGAUCCACAUUAAUUAUGUCAGUCCCACAAACCAGCACCUCCAAGGGAAAAGUGAUGCUGAAAGAAUACAGUGGGCGCAGAAUUGAAGUGGAGCACAUUUUCAAAUGGAUCACAGCACAUGCAGCUUCUCGCAUUAAAACCAUCUACAACUCGGAACAUUUAAAGGAAGAGUGGAACAAAAGUGACCAGUAUCGAGUGAAAAUAUACUUGUUUGCUAACCUUGACCAGCCUCCAGCAUUCUUCUCUGCACUAAGUGUAAAGUUUACUGGAAGAGUUGAGUUUAUUUUUGUGAAUGUAGAAAACUGGGACAACAAAAGUUAUAUGACAGAAAUUGGGAUCUACAAGACCCCAUCUUAUGUGCUUAGAACUCCGGAGGGAAUUUACAGAUAUGGGAAUAACACUGGUGAAUUUAUAUCUCUGCGUGCCAUGGAUACAUUCUUGCGCUCACUGCAGCCUGAAGUUAAUGAUUUAUUUGUGUUGAGCUUAGUUUUGGUUAAUCUGAUGGCUUGGAUGGACUUGUUUAUCACACAGGGUGCUACCAUAAAGCGCUUUGUGGUUCUUAUAAGCACUUUAGGGACGUAUAAUUCUUUAUUAAUUAUUUCCUGGCUCCCUGUGUUGGGUUUUUUGCAGCUACCUUACCUAGAUAGCUUUUAUGAGUAUAGUUUAAAACUGUUCAGGUAUUCUAAUACAACUACUCUGGCUUCGUGGGUAAGAGCUGACUGGAUGUUCUACUCAUCACACCCAGCCCUAUUCCUCAGCACUUACCUUGGUCAUGGUUUACUAAUAGAUUACUUUGAGAAAAAAAGAAGACGCAAUAACAACAACGACGAAGUCAAUGCCAACAAUUUGGAAUGGCUGUCAAGCCUGUGGGACUGGUAUACCAGUUACUUGUUCCACCCCAUUGCUUCUUUUCAACAAUUCCCCUUUGAAUCAGAUUGGGAUGAAGACCCAGAUUUGUUCUUAGAGCGCUUAGCUUUCCCUGAUCUCUGGCUUCACCCCCUAAUACCCACAGAUUAUAUAAAAAACUUACCCAUGUGGAGGUUUAAAUGCCUUGGCAUCCAUUCUGAAGAGGAGAUGUUGGAAGCGUCUCCAGAAAGUGAAAGUGACUCUGAGAGUGAAAGCAAAGAGGUCUUCAGUAGUGAAAAGGAAGCCUCUGAGGACGACGAGCUAAGCACAGUUCACAAUCCCAGUGAAGGAAAGCCUCGGUGCAAUGCUGACACCUGCUCAUGUGCCAAGAAAUAUUGUCCUAACGAGCCAUAUGAAAGGAAAGCUCGGUCAUAUGGGUCAUGUAGCUCUACAGAAAACAUGGAGCCAGAUUGGUCAGCUUGGCCCUCCAACAUGUUGCACUGUACAGAAUGCGUUGUAUGUCUAGAGAAUUUUGAAAAUGGAUGUCUCCUCAUGGGUUUACCGUGUGGCCAUGUGUUUCAUCAGAAUUGCAUUGUGAUGUGGCUAGCUGGGGGGCGACACUGCUGCCCAGUUUGUAGGUGGGCUUCUUAUAAGAAAAAGCAGCCGUACACACAUCAGCAGCCUUUGUCAAAUGAGAUCCCAUCUUAGCUGUGUGCUAAUGUCCUUUGUAAGCUUUCAGUAUAUUACUGCUUGCCUUUUAAAUGUUAGUCACUUAAAGAUUUUGUGGUUUGGAGUUUUAGUUUAAAUGUUAGUGCAGUGAACGAAAAUAUACAUGAUGCUAAUGUUAAUGACAGAAUCAUUUGGUUGCCUUGUAUGUUGAAACUGGAUGCAUACUUAUUGUACAAUAAUUUUUUUCUUUACAACGUUUGGAAACUUACUGCUGAUUUUUGUAAGCACAAAAAUCAAGCCUAAAACAAAAGCAUAUUCCAGCAAAAGUUUACAAGUUAGAAUGUUGGGUGAACAUUGGAAUUCUAACCCGCGGUAAUUGCUUAAUUUUUAAGUGUUUCUUAUUUUAGAGUCUGUUCAGCACACCUCUGUUGAAUAAUGUAUGUUCUAUGACAGUACCAUUUAAAAACAAAUCCUUGAAAUAAAUUAUUUUAAAAGGAGAAGGCUGCAGGUUUGUAAUGUUAAUUGUUUUGAUAAAUAUCCUCUGUGUAUGGUUGCAGAUGUCUUGCCAGUUUGAUUUAUCUGUGAAGACAAAUAAAAACGUAAUACAA